Molecule: messenger RNA, 537 nt
Organism: Enterobius vermicularis (human pinworm)
Lineage: Eukaryota; Metazoa; Nematoda; Chromadorea; Rhabditida; Oxyuridae
Source: the annotation of a GenBank genome assembly
AUGUUAUUCCCUGUAUGCAAUGAGUUUAGGUGGUUUAAAUUUUACGCGUUUGAUUUCUCCCCCAGAGCAAUUGCUCUGAUGGGGGAACGAGCCAAAAGACUUGGGUUUUCUGUUGAAGUUAUCCUAUGUGAUUUAACGGCUUUUGAAACCAUUAAACCGCUCCACUGGCCCGAAGCCGACAUUACGACGCUAGUUUUUGUGCUAAGUUCUAUAAGCCCUAAUAACCAUGAACGAGCGGUUCAAAAUCUGAAAAAGUUUGUGCGGCUUGGAGGUACAGUAAUUGUGCGGGAUUACGGAUUUAAUGAUCAUGCUAUGUUGCGGUUUGGACGAGGUUCGAAACUUGGGGAUAGAUUUUAUGCCCGACAAGACGGUACCAGAGCCUUCUACUUUGACAAAGAGGAGCUUGAUAAUUUAUUUGUGAACGCUGGCUUCAGAAUAGAAAAAAGCGAGUGCCUUUUUCGUAAAACUAUCAACCAUCAGAAACGGCUGUCGGUUGACCGCAUUUUUGUUCAGGGUGUCUACGUCAGAAUUAGCUGA